AUGGCUAAUAACCUUUCUCGAACUCCUUUAUCUACGCUACACUAUUUUCUCGCUGGGAUUUACCGCUCUAUUUGCGCCUAUCUGGUGCCUUUAGAUAAGAUUACCGCACAGCUAUUCUCGCCCCAGAACUAUACUUAUAAUAUCCUUACAAAACUCUGCAAGAACCCUACUACCCGAGAGGAAUUUGGCUUAGAUAAUAGAGUUAAGUUUGACAAUUAUAUAAAUACUCUCGAUCCAACUAAGACUAACCUAUCUCUACUAACUAUAUACCGGUGUUCUAGACCAGAUCAAUUUUAUAUACGCUGGAUUGAUAGUAAGAGAUAUACCCUUCUUACUACAGUCGAGUAUAAGCCAUCUCAUAAGCUCUCCGUUAAGAAUCUUCGCGCAGGAUUGCGAGAUAUAAACUUCUGGAAAAAGAUAGUCCAACCGAAUUCUAUUCCUACAAAGAAAUCUACAAAAUUAGCGUAUAAUAUAGCCUGGCUGACCAGAUUCGCUGUGACUCAAGAGUACUAUAUAAUAAUCUAA
Aspergillus pseudonomiae is the source of this 525-nucleotide messenger RNA. RefSeq lists its product as uncharacterized. The record is from RefSeq and is a predicted model, not a curated record. Lineage: Eukaryota; Fungi; Ascomycota; Eurotiomycetes; Eurotiales; Aspergillaceae. The transcript is spliced from 3 exons. The coding region runs from base 1 to 525 and encodes 174 amino acids.